AUGCAGGAGCAGAAGCUGUCACGGGAGGCUUUUCGCAUCCUACACGACAAGGGGACGGAGCGGCCCUUCACAUCAGAGCUCCUGGACGAGAAGAGGAGAGGAGAAUACGUCUGCGCAGCGUGCGGCUCCAAACUUUUCUCCUCUCAGAGCAAGUUCAACUCGGGAUCGGGGUGGCCGAGCUUCUACGACAAGCUCGCGGCUGUAGAGAUAACGGAGAACAAUGUGGUCGACCGCUACGUAAACUUGAGGAGGGAAGUACAUUGCGCCAAGUGCGGUGGACACUUGGGCCAUCUGUUCGAGGACGGCUUUCGCUGGAAGGUGCCAACAGGAAAGCGCUUCUGCAUCAAUGGUGCUGCUCUAAAGUUCGAGGAGGAGGAGAAACUUUCUUCGAACAAGUAA
This is a messenger RNA of Guillardia theta CCMP2712, 399 nucleotides long. RefSeq lists its product as hypothetical. Lineage: Eukaryota; Cryptophyceae; Pyrenomonadales; Geminigeraceae. The transcript has 5 exons. Gene Ontology annotation, molecular function: peptide-methionine (R)-S-oxide reductase activity. Gene Ontology annotation, cellular component: cytoplasm. Bases 1 to 399 code for a protein of 132 amino acids. Gene Ontology annotation, biological process: protein repair; response to oxidative stress. The record is from RefSeq and is a predicted model, not a curated record.